CACCACCACCAGCCCCCCAGCAGGAUGUUCAGCAAUCCGCCAUACCUGACCAACUGCAUGGACACGCAGCAGGCGGCCCGCAACCAGACAGGUUACAGCGCAGUUGCAUUCGACGGAGCCGGUAAUUACGGUCACACUCCUACACACCACAGCUCGCAGUUCUCCAACCACUCCUUCAAACACGAGGACGCUUUAACUCAGCAGAACACGAUGGGUGAGCAGCAGUAUCCUGUACCUCCUCCUGUCUAUGGGUGUCACACACCUUCAGAUAGCUGUGCGAGCAGCCAGGCUCUGCUUCUGAGGAACCCUUACAACAGCGGUGAAAAUUUAUAUCAAAUGACCUCUCAGUUGGAGUGUGUGGCAUGGAACCCUGUCAAUACACUGGCAUCCACCAUAAAGAGCCACGCAGCCAGUUAUGACAGUGACCCCAGCACCCCGAUGGUAUACAGCUGCAGCACGCAGUACCGCAUACACACACAUGGAGUCUUCAGGGGAAUACAGGUAGGAACCCACAUUACUGCUUCUCCUGCAUGGGAGAAACCCUACCAGUGUGAGUUCACAGACUGUGGCCGCAGAUUUUCGCGCUCUGACCAGCUUAAAAGACACCAGAGGAGGCACACAGGAGUAAAACCGUUCCAAUGCGAGACGUGUCAGAGAAAGUUCUCUCGGUCUGACCACCUUAAGACACACACACGGACUCAUACAGGUGAGAAGCCGUUUAACUGCCGGUGGCCUAACUGUCAGAAGAAGUUUGCCCGAAGCGACGAGCUGGUACGACACCACAAUAUGCACCAGAGGAACCUCACCAAGCUCCAGCUGUCCAUCUGAGUGUGUCUCUGCAGCCCGUUUCCAAGACUAAAAUAUUAACAUGCUAUUUUGCUUAGCCCAAAACAAAAAAGCCUCCGUGGGAGUCUUAAUCGGACAUUUAGGACUUAAAUCUUACGAGCUACACAUCACAGUCUGCACUCUGAGGGGAAAUGCAAAUCUGUUUAAAAUCAAGGAGAAUUCUGACAAAGGGGAUGUAGUCUUGGAAACUGCAGUUUCAGGAUGUUGUAUAUUACUUAGUUCAUCAGUUCAGUUGAUCUCAAGGCCAGCUCAGAUCAGCUCAUACCUUCCGCAUUCAGUUGGCGCUCUCAUUUAAGCUCUCCACUUGCAACCUACCGAUAACUGCUUCACCUUUUAUGCUGUAUCUGACUUAAGCAUCUCAUCUUCGUUCUUAAAACCUGCUGUGUGAGCAUGAAACAGGGAGGUGUCUCAGAACAGUGCCAUGCUUCUUAUAUAAAUCACUGCUGAUGGAAAUGCUAAUCUUCUUUUACUGACAUGUGUUUUUGCUUCUGUCAAGAAAUGCAAAAAAAUCCAAAAACAAAUCAUCAAUGUGUGAAAAUCGCAGCGACCUCCCCAAACACCCUCGUGCAGAGCUAGUACACUGCUAUGUCAUCUGGUAAGAUGCUACAUUGGCCGGUCAUAGUCCUGGUAGAGUACUCAAUGGUUAUUUCCCUCUGAGAUUUUUUAUCUUAAACAAAGUACUUCAAACGCACUGUUUUCACCAGCACAUCUACAUAUUUUCAUGCUCUCUCUAUAUUAUCAUUUCUGCAAUAUAUCUAUGUUACUCUGAGCUCCAAACUCACAACAUUUGGCCAUGUAUGUUUUCUUUAAGGUGGAAUAACUUCCUAAAACACCUGAGCUUUAGCAGGUUUUUCUCAAACAGCCAUACGUAGUUCUCAGACUGAUGUCUGCUGAGGAUCCGGCUCAGUAGCGAGUGUAUGAAAUUAAAUUACUAAAAAAUAAAGAAAUCUCUGUAUGUCGAUCUACGCAUAGCUUGACAGCUGCUUUCUUUGAGAAUUUACAGUGUCACGGUUGAGGUUGUUUGGAUGUUUCAGCCUCAUAUAUUAGCUAAAAGUUGCUGCCUGCUCCACUCGGUGUCUAAAGAGGAGGGCCACAUAUACAUGGCUAACAUAAAUCUAAUCCAAAGCCUCUUACCUCCAAGUUUAGCCUUCACAGUCAAGUACCAAACCCUUGCCCUAAUUCUAACUAUACCUCUAAAACUCGGACUCAGAAAAAGUGUGAACAGUGCAAAAAAUAAAAAUCCUUCAUCACACUGUUGGUCUUAAAAUGCUUCUCACAAAGAUAGCUCUAUUUUCUAUGGUUUCCAGUCACAGAUGACUUCUGUGUUUGGAGGAGGAGCUCCAACCUGCCACAGUCACACACACACGGCUUCAGCGAGUGUAUCCUUGUAGCUGUUCUCAGUAACUUCAUGGCUGUGACGCCUUUAGGGGACGUUCGUAAACUGUAGCCAUAAAAAAAUAACCCGUGUUGCACUCUCUCCAAACGGGCGCUAAUUAUGGCGCAUGCUAGUCAGUGCAAUGCUGGUAUGUUUAAUUAUUGUAGCCUAAUUAUUGUGACACAGAGGAGUAAUGUUUGAGUGCAGCCUGCUUCACCG
Messenger RNA from Neolamprologus brichardi, 2440 nucleotides. The record is from RefSeq and is a predicted model, not a curated record. NCBI's taxonomy places the organism in Eukaryota, Metazoa, Chordata, Actinopteri, Cichliformes, Cichlidae.